AAUCACCAACAAAGAAAAUUACAUUCAUCUAAAAAAAAAUCCCAAGUAUAACCUCUAUUACUACUACAUAUUAAGCUUAGAAUAACUUUGUUUCGGGUUUAUUAUUACCAACCAGCAGUAUGUCAGACCAAUUUGAAAAUGAAACCACUGAGAUCAAUGCUAAGGAUCGCGGUCUCUUUGAUUGCUUUGGAAAGAAGGAAGAGAACCCGAAAGAGAAGGUAGAAAAGGCAGAGGAAGAAAAGGUCUAUCUAAAUAGUAGCAGCUCUAGCUCGUCAGAGGAAGAAGUGGAGGAAGAUGGAGUGAAAGUAAAGAGGAAGAAGAAGAAGGGCCUAACAGACAAGAUCAAGGAAAAGCUACCAGAUCACAAAGAUGAAGCCGCUGCCACUCCAGUAAGUGAUUACGAUGACCAUCAUCAGCCUGCAACUGUAACUGCUGAGGCAACACACCCGGAGGAAAAGAAGGGCUUUCUGGAAAUGAUCAAAGAGAAGUUGCCGGGGCAUCACAAGGAUGACGCAGUUGCACCUGUACCUGUACCUGCACCUGCACCAGCUCCUGCUGCUCCUCAACCUCCAGUGGUGGCACACUGUGGGUCUGAUGGGCAAUGUGGGGGUUCACAUGAAGCCCAGGAGAAGAGAGGGUUCUUAGAGAAGAUCAAAGAUAAGCUUCCCGGUGGACAUAAGGAUAGCGAAGCAGUCAAGAAAGACCAUUAGUUGAUCAUCCUCUUGGUGGUUUGCUGGUAUUAUUAUUUUUAUGUCCUAAAGUCUGUUAAGUGUUAAGCUUUGUAUUCUGCAAUUCAGUGUUUUCCCAGCUUUGUGCAAUUUGGUUUCACUUUGUGUUUCAUUGUUUCAUAUCGUUAGCUCUUGUUAUUUAAUUCCAGCUUUUGCUAUAUAUUCUAUCUUCUGCUU
Molecule: messenger RNA, 905 nt
Organism: Chenopodium quinoa (quinoa)
Lineage: Eukaryota; Viridiplantae; Streptophyta; Magnoliopsida; Caryophyllales; Amaranthaceae
Product: phosphoprotein ECPP44-like
Exons: 2
Coding region: 120-710 (196 amino acids)
Biological process (GO): response to water
Cellular component (GO): membrane
Source: RefSeq, a predicted model, not a curated record